AUGAGUCACAAAAUAAAAGAAAUAAGAGAGGCUCUAGAUGAGAUCCAAGAAAAUAGAACCUUUAGUUUAGAGGUUCGCUAUGAAGAAAAAGAAUUAGUCUCACCUAUAUCAAGAGAGAGUCACUCGUACGUACGUGAAGAAGAAGUCACUGGGAGGGAUGAUGAUAGAAAGGCAAUACUAGAAUACCUGGUGAAUGUUGAAACUAUUGAGAGUGUCUCCUUCAUUGCCAUAGUUGGUAUUGGAGGAUUAGGAAAAACAACACUUGCCCGACUUGUUUACGAUGAUGAUGUAGUCAAAAAGCAUUUUGAUCUAACACUUUGGGUGUGUGUCUCAGAUGCCUUUGAUUUGAAAUCAGUCAUUGGAAAAAUUAUCAAAUCUGCAUCCAAUUGGAGCAUAGAUCAAAACCUUGAGCUAGAUCAGCUUCAAAGGCGCCUUCGACAAAAAAUAGAUGGGAAAAAGUACUUUCUUGUACUGGACGAUGUCUGGAAUGAGGAUUCCACAAAAUGGGAUAGCUUGAGUAGCCUGUUAAUGGGCGGUGCAAGAGGUAGCAGAGUUCUAGUAACCACACGUAGUGAAAAAGUUGCUAGGGUAACCCGUCCAUUUCAAGUAUAUCAUUUAAAGGUUCUAGACCAAGAUAAGUCUUGGUCUUUAUUUGAAAAACAGGCUUUUGGGCAAAGGCUAGAUAUUGAGAAAUCUGAUUUCGUGGCCUUAGGAAAGGAAAUUGUAGAAAAAUGCAAAGGACUUCCUCUGGCCAUAAAAUCAAUAGGGAGCAUAUUGUACUUCAAAACCUCAAAAGCUGAUUGGUUGUUUUUCAAAGACAAUGAGCUUGCUAAAGCAAUUCGGCAAGAAGAUAAUAUUAUUAUACCCACACUCAAGUUGAGUUACAAUCAUCUCCCUUCUUAUUUGAAACAUUGCUUUGCUUACUGUAGUUUGUUUCCAAAAGAUCAUGAGUUUGAGGUGCAAAUGUUGAUAAAAUUGUGGAUGGCACAAGGUUUUAUUAAGGCAGACCAAAACCAAUGUCUAGAAGAUAUUGGUUAUGGAUAUUUUUUGGAUCUACUUUGGAGGUCCUUUUUUCAAGAAGCAACGAAAGAUGAAUGGGGUAAUAUCUGGAGCUGCAAAAUGCAUGAUCUCAUGCAUGAUGUUGCAAAUUUAGUGGCUGGUAAAGGUAGUGUCUUAAUAGAUAAAGAUUUUAUCAAUUUUGAUGAAAAUCUUGUUCAUGUAUCUUUUCCUGAUCUUUCCGUAAACAAUACAGUAUCAUUUUUGAAAAAUGUAUCGCCCUUGCUUAGGCGAAAUUAUAAGUUGCGGACAUUUUAUUCUCCUCCUUUUAUAAAAAAACCUUGGUAUGAUUCGGAAUCUGAUUUGGAAUCAGUACUGACAAAUUGUAUGGGAAGUUGUUUUAAGUUAUUACGGUCUUUGGCAUUGGGCAGUUUUCGUUCUGUGAAGAAGCUACCCAGUAGUUUGGGUGAAUUAAAACAUUUGAGAUAUCUUGAUCUUUCGCAUUUUGAUGAAAUCCAAGAGCUGCCUAAUUCUAUCACCAAACUGCAGAAUUUACAAACAUUGAAUCUUGAAGGGUGCCGGAAGUUAUCAAGUUUGCCAAAAGAUAUACAUAAAAUGGUGAGCCUGAGGCAUCUUUUGUUGAUUGGUUGUCGUAGUUUGAGUCAUAUGCCAUGUAGACUUGGAGAACUGACUUGCCUUCAAACAUUAAAUAUGUUUGUUGUGGCUGCUGAUCGUGAUAUCAAACAGUCGAGGAGGCCGAGGAGAAAGAAUAUGAGUAUUGGUGAGGUUGGCGAACUACGCAACCUUAACAGCCUGAGAGUAUUACGGAUUGAAAAUUUAAGACCUGAUAUUGAAGGAUCAGAGAAUUCAAAAUUACAGGAGAAGCAACAUCUAGAAGAAUUAACUUUAUCUUAUUCUUUGAAGUUUGAUGGUCAUAUUGAUGAUCAUACUCUUGUGGAAAAAUACGAAAAGUCGUUAAAAUUGUUGCAGCCACAUCCUAAUUUAAAAACGUUGUUGGUUAGGAUUUACAUGGGAGAGGGACUUGCAAGUUGGGUUACGUCACUUAAUAAUCUUGUUCAAUUAAGUAUUUGGGGGUGCACCAAUUUGAAAUCGUUGCCAGAAGCUAUGGGCAACCACUCAUCACUCCGACAUCUUAGUAUUUGGGGGUGCCCCAAUUUGAUUUCAUUGCCAGAAGGCCAGAUGCUACGCGCUUUAAGGAGAUUGACCAUUAUCUCCUGCCCAUUCUUAUUACAAAGAUAUAAUAAAACAUCUGGUGAGGACUGGCCCAAGAUUGCCCACAUUCCAAAUGUUGAAAUCUAUUGAUCAGGACUUCAUAUUCUACAGUUGAGCUGUGCAGCAUUUGGAAGAGAUUGGAUUGCUUGCAAGCCUGAAAACACAAAACCGUAUCUGCCAUGAAAGCUCUACUUCUUGUUGAUGCAAAGGAGAAGCAGACACAAAAGUUUGAAAGUUUGCUUGAGAAGCUUCAGGAUGCCAUAUAUGAUGCUACUAAACUUGGUGGAAGAGUUUCACACUUCAGCUCUCUGGCAUAGAUUGUUAUCAGUUUGGGAAUAAAAUGGCAAAGCAGAUAAGCAUUUUCUUCUCAACCUCAAAUCAAGAUCGGUCAUAACUCAUAACGAAAAAGUUCGGAGGUGGACUAGCUGACUUCGAAGUGGGCCACGUGAAUAUUCAGCUGCUGAUAUCGGUGCUGUAGGGCUUAUCUUUAGCUUGAUGAAUGUGGAAAGCAGGCAAGUAUUCUGACUACUACUGUCUCUGGUGGUACAUGGCAUUAUGACAGUAUGACUAACCCCUGUUCUUGAAUUAUGUAAAUGGAUAGAAAAUAGGAGGUGAAUAUUCCAAAACUUUCGGCAUUUAGCACUAAAAUAUGCUGUUUCUUCAACUCUUGCCUGGCCUAGAGAAAUAUCAAGCACCAGGCAUAUCUUUCCUUCUAGGUUAAGUAAAUCAUUUCCUCUUUUGAAUAUUCCAAAGUUUAUUGUUUUCAAUAGUACACACAUACUUUUACCUUCUUCUUUUUCCCUAUGGUAUUUUAAAAUCUUCGAGCUUUGCUGUUAGAUUGACAAGUUGGAGAGUGAGGUAUACCUGAUUACAAGAAUAUGUUCCUGCGUAUUUUGUUUCUCUCUUUGAUACAAAGAUGUCAGGUUUCUACAGGUACAUCAUAUACAUAAGUCGCUUUUGGAAACUAAAUCAAUUUCCAUCCCCUACACUUACUUCGAUCUCCAUUGUUACAGGUUUUAUGGAGUUAAAUGUCUACUCUUUCUUGGAUUCCAUUGUAUCAUCAUCAAGUUCCUGUGUUGGCUUCGUAUGUUUAAGACUUGAGUUUUUAAGUUCGGUCAUCAAACAAUGCCGUUCAACCAAAAGGAAAAUAACUGAACCUUAAGAGAAGCAAUGCUUUUUGAAGCUGACUCGGCAAGAUUCUGUUUUUAACAUUUAGAGAUAUGCUGCAACAGAAGCUUUCAUUCUUGAUCCAUCGCCAUUGUUCUUCUUGUUUUUCAUUGUAACCUCUUGUACUUAGUUUUCUUCUCUUGGUAUUGUCUAGGAACAUUGCGGGUGAGUGUUUUGUGAGAAAGUGAGAGGGUGUAGAAGGGGUUUUGGGUUGGUUUAAGGGCCUAGAGAAAUCUAUACCAUGAGAAAGAAUGGUGUAUCAAGCUUUGUUCAUUGUGCUAAGAACUUCUUAGAAUGAGUUCACCAAGGA
Ziziphus jujuba (common jujube) is the source of this 3706-nucleotide messenger RNA. RefSeq names its product putative disease resistance protein RGA3. The transcript has 4 exons. Gene Ontology annotation, biological process: defense response to other organism. Bases 1 to 2319 code for a protein of 772 amino acids. Gene Ontology annotation, molecular function: ADP binding. Lineage: Eukaryota; Viridiplantae; Streptophyta; Magnoliopsida; Rosales; Rhamnaceae. The record is from RefSeq and is a predicted model, not a curated record.